AUGAACGCACCAACAGAGCCGUGUACGCACCAACAGAGCCGUGUACGCAGCAACAGAGCCGUGUACGCAGCAACAGAGCCGUGUACGCAGCAACAGAGCCGUGUACGCACCAACAGAGCCGUGUACGCCCAACAGAGCCGUGUACGCCCAACAGAGCCGUGUACGCACCAACAGAGCCGUGUACGCAUCAACAGAGCCAUGAACGCACCAACAGAGCCGUGUACGCACCAACAGAGCCGUGUACGCACCAACAGAGCCGUGUACGCACCAACAGAGCCGUGUACGCACCGACAGAGCCGUAGCUAUGAACGCACCAACAGAGCCGUGAACGCACCAACAGAGCCAUGGACGCACCAACAGAGCCGUGAACGCACCAUCAGAGCCGAGUAUGCACCGACAAAGCCGAGUACGCACCAACAGAGCCGUGUACGCACCAACAGAGCCGUGUACGCACAAACAGAGCCGUGUACGCACCAACAGAGCCGUGUACGCACCAACAGAGCCGUGUACGCAACAACAGAGCCGUGUACGCACCAACAGAGCCGUGUACGCACCAACAGAGCCGAGUACGCACCAACAGAGCCGUGUAUGCAACAACAGAGCCGUGUACGCACCAACAGAGCCGUGUACGCACCAACAGAGCCGAGUGUGCACCAACAGAGCCGUGUACGCACCAACAGAGCCGUGUACGCACCAACAGAGCCGUGUAUGCAACAACAGAGCCGUGUACGCACCAACAGAGCCGUGAACGCACCAACAGACCCAUGUGCGUACCAACAGAGCCGUGAACGCACCAACAGAACCAUGUGCGCACCAACAGAGCCAUGUGUGCACCAACAGAGCCGUGAACGCACCGACAGAGCCAUGUGCGCACCAACAGAGCCAUGUGCGCACCAACAGAGCCGUGAACGCACUAACAGAGCCAUGUGCGCACCAACAGAGCCGUGA
Procambarus clarkii (red swamp crayfish) is the source of this 948-nucleotide messenger RNA. The record is from RefSeq and is a predicted model, not a curated record. Lineage: Eukaryota; Metazoa; Arthropoda; Malacostraca; Decapoda; Cambaridae.